Molecule: messenger RNA, 3166 nt
Organism: Amoebophrya sp. A120
Lineage: Eukaryota; Dinophyceae; Syndiniales; Amoebophryaceae
Source: the annotation of a GenBank genome assembly
CAAAAUUAAAGAUAUUGUUGCUUUUGUCUCAACCAUAGAGUCCGUUGGCUGCAUAUAUGAAUCUUCUGGAUUCGCUUUCUCGAAGAUCGAGCGUUUUUUCCAGCAGGUCAUCGUCAAUUAUAUCAACAGAAAUCCUAAGACACGUGACAGAGCAUUUUAAUUUCUACUAGGCUAUUUGAUGAGGUAAGCUUCAGCCACAGUUUGAUGUUGGCCCAGCCUUUGUAUAAUAGAACGUCUUCGAUCUUUAUGUGUGUGAAAUCUGUACGAUAGCUGUAGACCGAACCGAACGUAACAACAGAAUAGUCUCCCUACAUCUCUAUAUCUCUCUGACCGGGCAAAUCAAAUACUUUUUGUUAAAUCUUGAACUUGACUGUACAUGUAUUGUUGUAGCUGUAGGAUGUGAAUGAUAUACAAUCUCUACCUAGUAUGUGUAUUUUCUGUAUGGCCACCGUAUGUAUUUUGCCUCAUGACUACUCCGGUGGCAUUCCUACGCGAUUUCAUUCAGCAACGGCACGUCACGGUAGUGGCAAGGUGAAGCUUUAAUAACCGGUUUUCGUCGAAGCCAAUCUGUCCGCCAGGCACGUCUUGUUGUGCGACGAACAGUCCGUGCACUUGGGUUGUACUGCUUUCGAAGCUCCGAUUUUGGUGAACGAAUCGACCAUGCCAGUGGCGCGUUGCACUUUGUGGGAGAAGAUGGUGGCAUUGGCUUUAUUGCUGCUCCCGUCGCUGAUGCAACUUUAUUAUUGCGAUGCUCGCGAAUAUGCCACGGCAGGGAAGCCGCCAAUCCUGUAUUUGAACAUCCUCUCGGGGGAUGAUCUGCUUCCAAAGUCCAAGCGAGAAGCGCCGCAAGGCGAGAAAUGCGACGCGGACUCAUCCCAAGCUGGCUGCCGCGCGAGUACGACUUCUCUCGAACAGGCGAGUCGAGAUGCAGGUAUGGAAGUCGGUGCUUGUAGUGAUAUUGAUAGUGAAACAGGCUGCGUCAGUGAGUUUUAAGGAAAAGAAGACGGACAACGUCGACAAGAAGAAUUUAUUGAACUUGAACAAAAACUUCCGCAGGUAUCACAUCGCACCCUCCUGUGUCCACACGAAAUCCGGCAGGGAGCAGCAAUGAUGAAAUAUUGCCGCGUUUCCGAUCACGGACGAAGAGCCAUGGGUCGAGGCACGACGGAAAGGCGUCUACACUACGUGAAGUUCUGACGAAGAAACGUCGAAAGCAUAAGCAGCGGGCCUGCAUGAAAGGCGAACAAGCCAAUGCAGGCGAGAAUCGACUUCCUACCGCUAAUCCCACGGAUGCUGCAGUGCAACACCAAGAAGAAGGAGAACACAAACAUGCAGCUCCGCGUGCCUCAAGGCCGGAGUCGAAGCUGAAUUUGUUGGAUAGCAUCAGAAAUUCGGAGGACGGGUUGAUGUUUUCGGGCAGUAAUGUUCUUAACGACAGGAAAAGUGACGGAAUUCUAAGUUUUCUCUCUCCGAAGGACGUGGCUUCAAUGUUUAUGGUAAAUAAGUUGCAUUCGAAUACCGACGAAUUUGGUACAAAAGUAGCGUCUGCUGCUGCCGUCCAAGCUGAGCAAGACCGCUCCCUGGAAAGCCGAACCGAAAACUGCGAAGAUUUAUUUCUUGAGGUGGUGCGGGAGCGGAUUGGAAACAGAAAGCCGCGGGACUAUUGGAAUCCCCAGGUCGAUGGCCAUUCUGAUUUCUUGGCGAAGUUCCAGAAUCGUGUGGAACCGAGAAGAAGGAAACAGAUUGCCAGCGAGACCGACUGGAGCGUAAUUACCUGUUUGUUGCACAUGACCAAUCCAACGCUAUGUCCACUCGAUAGAAGCAGAAUUGGAGAUCUCGCCCAUAAUUUACCCUGUUUACUUCCUUUGAAAAAGUCACACGCUCCGAAUCUAAAAUUUGAAUAGGUACUGUUGUUGAUGUCGAUGGCGGCCGAGACCUGUAGUCCCCUCAGAUCCUACAGCACCAGCGAAAACGGGUCCGCGACCUUGCAGGAUAGGUACGCGUCGGAGAACCUUCAAAAGGGUUGCCAUGCGGGUGACAAGGAUUUUUUUCGCGAGGUUUUGGACUUUUUCCACGCGAAAGUUUCACGGUUGGAUCGUACGUCCGAGAGGGGAAGACAUGUUGUAAUUUGGAAUCCCCCGCAGGAGGCCAAUGGAUUCAAUGGAACUUUGGCUGCGCGGGCAAUCGCGAGUAAUCCCAAUCGGGACCUCUUGGAUAGCAGAUGUCGACUUGCAAUGGCAACGGAGCUCCUCUUUCAGAGACACGCGGUUGUCUACGACACACCCUUUUUCUUCGUGAAGCAUGGUAUAUAUUUGUUUGCUCGCUCACUAUCUUCAUCCCCCACCCUAAACAGCUAGGAAAAAUGCCUCACUGGUGAUUUAUCAUUCCAAGUGCAUUUUAUUUUGAUUACUCCUAGGAGCGAUUCCCUCAUCGCGCCGAACGACGUCUGCAAAUGCGACAUAGCUUCAUGCUGGUCGUUGCAGAAUGGUGAGUGUACGAUGAAAAUCUGCAUGACGCAAGAAUUCAAGAAUAAAUUCAAUAAUUUUGAUGGUCACUUCAGGUUACUGCCUCAAUUCGGAUCCGGACGCGAACGUAUCAGACGUCGAAGACGAGUAUUCCAGACAAGACCCCAUUGACGCAGCUUGGUAUACGUCUUUUCGGAGGCUGUUUCGCACUUAUGCGCGACAGUGGAGAACAGAAUCAGACGGCGUCAACCUGCGUUGGUCGUAUGAUCAAUUCCAAUGGGACUGGCGAAGCCAUCAUGCCGCACGGCUACAGAACACUUCCUAUUAUGACACCCGACGUAAGGACGAUCGCAGGCCGCCACGUAUUUUGGCCGCAAAUCCGGGCGAGUUUUCAGUUGUCAUUCCCACUCGCGUUAAUGUUGAGAUGUAGCUUCCAGUCCAUCGGAAAAAAACGCUGACAUUGCGGAAGAAAGUCCAAGUUCUGUAGAUGCCUGGGCAUAAUUUCUAACAGGUCGCAGUAGGAUACGUGUUGCCACGGCUCGCGCUGGCGCUCGCAGGGCUGGGCAUGAAGAAUUGCGAGCGCCGUGGCGAAAAUAUACACUGCUCGUAGAUGUUACGCUCCAACAAGAAUAGAAGUACUUAUUGUCGAGCCGUGUCUUGAAUGACGAAUAGAAGAAGUUGUCCCUGGCUCGCUUUGUGAA